AUGUCGCCAGCCAUUUUCCUCUGCAUCUCCUUGUUGUCCCUCUCCAUCUUCCCUUCCACUCCCCAAGCCACCGUCCCUCCCUCCGCCCGAUUCUCCUUCACCAACGAAGGCGAUUUCGGCGACUACAUCGUCGAAUACAACGCGAACUACCGCGUUCUGUCCAUCGCCACCACCCCAUUCCAGCUCUGCUUCUACAACACCACUCCAGGGCAGUACACCUUGGCCCUGCGCAUGGGAACCGUGAGGUCGGAAGCCUUGAUGCGGUGGGUUUGGGAGGCCAAUCGUGGCAACCCAGUUGGCGAAAAUGCCACUUUCUCCCUCGGCGCGAAUGGAAACCUCGUCCUGGCACAUUCCGACGGUCGAAUCGCUUGGCAAUCCAACACUGCCGACAAGGGCGUGGUUGGGUUCGAGCUGCUCAACAAUGGGAACAUGGUGCUCAAGGAUUCCAAAGGCGGAUUCGUCUGGCAGAGCUUCGAUUCACCCACCGCCACCUUCUUGGUCGGCCAGUCGCUCCGAAUCGGAUCCCCGUCGAAGCUAAUCAGCCGAGCAUCGCCUGAAGAGAACAAGAACGGGGAUUACAGUUUGGUUCUGGAACCCAGAGACCUAGCUAUGUAUUUCACUGGGGCAAAAAGUCGAACACCUUAUCGGUACUUUUCAUUCCUCGCAGCAAACCGCCUCUUCCUCCCAAACAACACCACUUUAAUCAACACCACCUUCAACGCGAACCUGGGUUUCGACACACAAGUCACCAACGACGGCGCCGGAGGCGGAGGGACGUUCCUGAAAAACCCACGGUUCAACACCACUCUGUCGUACCUUCGCCUCGAAAUCGACGGCAACCUCAGGGUCCACACGUUCAUAAUCAGCACCGAUUCCGACGGGUUCCAGACCCAGCUGUGGGAAAUCGCGGUGACCAUAUUCUCCGAAGACGAUCUGUGGGCUCUGGAGACGAAAUGCCAGCUGCCGGGUCGGUGCGGCGAGUUCGGAGUCUGCGAGGACAGCCAGUGCGUCGGGUGCCCGACUCCGAACGGGCUGGCGGGUUGGAGCAGAGAUUGCAUGGCGCCGAAGUUGAACGACUGCGGCGGGAAGAAGAAGGGCGACUUUAAGUACUUCGAGCUGAAAGGGGUUGAUCACUUUGUGGCCAAGUAUACGAGAGGUGAUGCGCCGGUGAAGCAGGAAUCCUGCGCCGACAAGUGUAGCAAAGAUUGCAAGUGCUUGGGAUACUUUUACCACAGUGAUGCGUCGAGGUGCUGGAUUGCUUACGAGCUGAAGACGAUGACGAGGGUCGCGAAUUCGACCCAUUUGGCUUUUAUUAAGACGCCGCUUCUGUAG
Molecule: messenger RNA, 1332 nt
Organism: Linum tenue
Lineage: Eukaryota; Viridiplantae; Streptophyta; Magnoliopsida; Malpighiales; Linaceae
Source: the annotation of a GenBank genome assembly